AUUUACAGAGUCUGCAAUGUCAAAAGGCAGAUUGGCAAUUCCACAAGCGAGCCUGCAAGACCAAUCGUGAGUAUCGUGAAGCUAUGGCUCUCCAGGAUGAGCUCGAACGUCUGGAGAGCUACGUCUCCGGAACGCGGCCGCGACCCUCGAGUCUCCAAGUAAACCAGGAGAUGGGCGAGUUCCUGAAGCGAUUCCGACCGGUGAUCUGCCAGGCGAGUUACAGGUGUUUCGGCGUGCAACAAGGCAACACGGACGCGUGGAAGCACAACGUCUUCGUUAUGCGUAUCGUGCGCAUGGAGGACCCGCCAGCCGACUCGAAGCCGUGGGCACGCUACCGCGUCUCGGACGCGAAGAGCGUGCCAAUUACGAAGCUCGUGCGCAAGAUAGGUGAAGACGCUCUCCGACCGACCCUCAAGCAGGGCGAAGUCUACCACGAGGAGAACGUGCGCGUCGGUUGCAUCGGUACGAUCAUGACCUUCCUUGAGUGCGUCAGUACCGGGCAUCAGAUACGGGUGGUGUCUUGGGCAGGAUACGGGCCCAACGCAUGGGAUGACGAUGUCCCCUGUGCAGAUUGGAAAACUUCGUUAAUCAAUGCGGUGGAAAAGGUGUCUUCGAAGGGACUGCAAUCUAAGUACGUGUCGAUCCAAUCAAGGUAUCGCCCAUCGUUUGACCAUUUCCUUAGGUAA
Messenger RNA from Phanerochaete carnosa HHB-10118-sp, 686 nucleotides. RefSeq lists its product as uncharacterized. The record is from RefSeq and is a predicted model, not a curated record. Bases 84 to 686 code for a protein of 200 amino acids. The transcript has a single exon. NCBI's taxonomy places the organism in Eukaryota, Fungi, Basidiomycota, Agaricomycetes, Polyporales, Phanerochaetaceae.